AUGAAAAUAUUCUUGUUGUGCUCCUCAAAGCGUCCCAAUGAUGCUAGUAGCCGUGGCUUUCAGGUGUGCGGCCGUUCGGACUCGCCGCGUUCUCCGUUUAUCUACCACGGGAACGCGAGCGAGGUCGGCCAGUGGCCCUGGCAGGUGGGCCUGUCCAAGUGGUCCCAACACGAGAAGGCCUGGGACCUGCAGUGCGGUGGCACGCUGCUCUCCGAGAGCUGGGUCGUCACGGCGGGGCACUGCGUGACCAAGGACCGCCGCGGGAACCUGCACGCGCCCGAGGACAUACGCCUCUACCUGGGCAAGUACCACCGAGACGACGCCCUAGACGACGCCUUCGUGCAAGUGCGCACGCUGAGUGAGAUUCACGUGCACGAUGAUUUCGACCCGGCGAAGUACGACGCGGAUAUCGCCAUGGUGCUGCUCGACCGGCCGGUGGAGUUAAGCAGUCGAGUGCAGCCCAUAUGCCUGCCCAGCGAGAGGACCUCGCAGUCAAACAUCGUCGACGGCCACCUGGGCGUGGCGACCGGAUGGGGCCAGACCGAAACCCGGAGCUACGCUGACGUCCUUCGACAGGCCGUGAUUCCCGUGGUAUCGGCACAGGAGUGCGAGCGCGCCUACCUCGAGGACCGCUUUCUCCGGGCGGUCACGUCCUACAUGUUCUGCGGCGGUUACGUCAAGGGAGGGAUCGACGCCUGCACGGGAGACAGUGGUGGCCCCUUCGUUUUCGUCGACGAGUCGGUGGUCGACAAGCGCGUCUGGGUGCUGGAAGGCAUCGUCAGCUGGGGAGGGCCCCGAGGCUGCGGAGUGCCGAACCACUUCGGCGGAUACACCAAGGUUGCAGCGUUCAUCGAAUGGAUACGAGCGUUCCUGUAAAUCGUGCAUACAUCGAGGCCAAGCAGCCGAUUAUUGCGGGUUUACCGAAGACGUCUUGCGGAGGAAAGCUCGCUGUGGUACAAGCAUACUUGCCACUUCUUAUGAUGGGCAACGGACUGUUACGGAUUUGCUGAAGGCAUUUCUGGCAAAACCCUCACGGGCGGCCUUAGCAUUUUAGGCCUGCCACCAGCAGCGCAAGCAGACUUCAGUUUUGAAAGAUCUUUGUCGCAUAUGGCUACUCGGUUUCUUAAUUGUUUUUGUGUGUGUGUCACGUAGGAAUGAACAUUUUUUUAGCGAAGCUUGCUAUUAUUCACUGGUUUUGGUGGCGGUGUCGUACGCGAAAAUCUCGGUUCCGGCGGUGGUGCAGAAAUGCGUACCUCGAAGGCGUGCUGAUUACGUGCGUAUUUGUGUGUUCAGUUUUCCAGUAAGUGGUGCUCUCUAGAUGGUUGGCUUGUCAGCGAUCAAUAGUUUGUUAUAUGACAAUUACAUAUUUUAUCGAGGUCACUUAUUAUUUUACGUUGCCGCAUUAUAGUGUUGCCUGGAUACGAACGCAUUACCUCAAGUUACGACGCCGGCGCCGGAACGCGAGUCAUUAGGCGCGAUUCCAACUGCGCAUGCGUGCUCUCACACCACGCCCGCUACCAGUUAGAGCCGUCUUGCU
Rhipicephalus sanguineus (brown dog tick) is the source of this 1537-nucleotide messenger RNA. Its product is annotated as clotting factor C-like. Gene Ontology annotation, biological process: proteolysis. The transcript is spliced from 4 exons. The record is from RefSeq and is a predicted model, not a curated record. Lineage: Eukaryota; Metazoa; Arthropoda; Arachnida; Ixodida; Ixodidae. Gene Ontology annotation, molecular function: serine-type endopeptidase activity. The coding region runs from base 1 to 876 and encodes 291 amino acids.